Pteronotus mesoamericanus is the source of this 3111-nucleotide messenger RNA. It is a transcript of the gene AXDND1, whose product is annotated as axonemal dynein light chain domain containing 1. The record is from RefSeq and is a predicted model, not a curated record. The coding region runs from base 1 to 3111 and encodes 1036 amino acids. The transcript has 25 exons. NCBI's taxonomy places the organism in Eukaryota, Metazoa, Chordata, Mammalia, Chiroptera, Mormoopidae.
AUGGCUCACCCGCAAACGCCCUCCACGUCGCUUGAGGACAAAAAAUUAGAAGUCUCUGCAUCCAAGGAAGGGACAGGACUUCCUGAACUAAGGGAGAAAAAAAAUACGGUGGAUCGUUCAAAACCCCUUCCUACUUCCCUUCAGAAUGAGUUCAUCCCUGAAGAAGUUCUUCUUUCUCUGACCUAUGCAGCCAGUGCUGGUCCUUGUCCUGAAUACUUAUUGCCUCCUAAGAAAAUUAAAACCCCAAAGGGCACCCUCCCGCGCCCUGUGGAUCAUGUCUGGCAUCACCCUAUUCGAAGGAAUAAAUUCAGAUAUCUGAUUGACCAUCCCGUUUCCCUAACGGGAGCUGGAAGGGAUAUUUCUUUUCUGUAUGAUGUUAAGUUUGUUAAAGGAAAGACCAGGGAGGGUGCGCUUUGUCCCCCACGUUCGGACCAUUCAUUACAGUCACAUGAUGGUGUCAUUGUGCCUCAUAAGCCAAAGAAACUAACAGAUACUUUGAUUCCUGAAGAAUUUCAUAUUGUGUCAAAUACGGGAGUCUCAGGUUUGGAGUGUUAUGAUGACAAAUAUACUACUCUCCUCAAAGAUAGUGAAAACAGGCUAUUGCUCUUCCCAUCCAUGAAGCCUAAUAAAAGAGUGGAAGUGACACGGCUGAAUGAUGUGAUGGACACUAUGCUGGAGAGGGCUGGUGCGGAAGAUCAGGAAUAUACAGGGCCGACCAAGAUGCACAAACUGCUACAUAUACUGAAGAAGGAACAGACUAUUUACAAUACAGUGUUUCAUGAACUUAUUCGGCAAGUCAGUGUAGACUGUGCAGAUAGAGGAGAACUCCUGUCCAAAAUCAGAGAGCGGUAUGUACAAAUGCUUGACCAAAUUGCCCGGCAGAUGAUUGACUUCUACAAAGACUUGGUGACUCAGCGAAUGAUGGACCAGCGCAUUUUACAAGAAUUGUACAAUUUUAAGAAUGUUAUUGAGGAACUGACCAGGGAGCUGUGUUUGGUUCGGGCACAUGAUGUGAAAUUAGCAAAGGAAGCAGAGAAGGCCCACAAGGAUUUGGCACAAGCUCUUUUAGAUGCUGAAAAAAAUGCCAAGAUUGUAGAAGAAUACCAUGACUUGUAUACAUUACAACGAGGAAGGAUGGAGAAUGAUAUUAAACAGUUAAUGGCAGAAAGAGAUAUCUGGAGCUCAGCCACAUAUGAAUUGGCCCUAAAGGUAAUUGAAAGAAAUAGGGUCCUAUUGGCUAAAAGACUCUACCUCAAUGAGAAAGGCUGGAGGAAAUACGCUAAGCAUUUCAUCACACUGCUGUCGAGCAAGGACACUUCAGACCUUGUAUUGUUGCAGAACUUGACACAGAAAUGGAAAAAUUUAGUGAGUAAAUUUAAACAGGAAGUGGAAGAGAAUGAAGAGUCUACAAGGGAGAAAUUGCAAGUCAUUAAGGAUUGCCUUACCGAAUGGCAGCAGUUCUUCAGAAAUAAUAAUGGAAAAGACAGUUCAUCCCUUAAUAAAGAAAAAAUAUUUGAAUCAGUUAUUCUAGACUUCAGGCAGUGGCAAAAGAUACUUACUGAAGAAAAAGAGAAGUUUACUGGGGACUUUUUAGUGUCAAAACACGACUCUCUCAAGAUUAUUAAAUAUUUACAGGAAAACUGGACAGAUAUCGGCUUUAGGAUAUUUCGUCGCCAUAAAAGUAUGGAGGGAGAGAUGCCGCCAGAGCACCAACAGAUGGGGGAAAUUGUGAAAAGCAUAGGAAAACUCUACAAAGAACUUGAAUUAAGAAUAAAUGGGGAAAAUGGUAUCUCUAGAAUUCUUACGAGUUUGAUUAGUUCUACUGACUUCUGUUCUUUUAAGAUGGAAAGCCUCCUGGAGCUUCCUGAAACGUUUCCUGAAGAAUGGGAGGGACUUAAUGAAAAAAUUAAUGAAAUGAGAUCUCAGUUGGAUACAUCGUUAAACAUUAUUGGCACUGUUCCACAGUACUUAGACACAGAUUCUGGCUCGGUGCUUGAAGCACAUAUAUUUAACAUGAUUCAACAAUGGCAUUUGAAGAUAGGCAAUGAGAUUACCAAUGGUAACAUUGAACUUCAGCGCCGUGCAGAUGAAUUGCAUAUAUCUAUGAUCCAGUGGGUGGUGAAUUUGCUGAUAUUAAUGGUCCCUGACUUUCCUGACCAAGACACUCUCCUAGAGUUGGAGGAGAAAAGUGCUGAAAAACGUGACAUAGGUAUUGUGACGCUAGAGAUAGAUGCGGUUGCCCUGACAAAAAAGUUGUCCAAGUACUCCAGCUAUUUGAACAGUUCUUGUAAAGGGAUGGUAACAGCGAUGGCUCUGAGUAUAGCCGGCAGCUUACAAAAAAAUCCUGCUAAGGAGCUCCACGAUCUAAAUAACAUGAAGAAAGAAUGUUAUGAGUGGAUCACUACAUGCUCUCACCUCCUUUCUGGGAUGAAAGGCAAAAAAAUAAGGUUAUUGACACCUAAAGAAAAGGAACACCUGCUUGAAGAAGAGGACAUUAUAAAAGAGUACAUUGAACCUGAAAUCGACGUGCAUUUUGAAGAGGAUGAAGAAGGAAGUGAGAAGGAUAAGAAAUUUGAGGAAGAACAGGAAGAAGAACAAGCAGAAAGAGCUGCGACGUCUACAGAGAGUGAAAAACUCAUUCGAUUCAUUGGAGAAGACGAAAAUGUUCAUUCCAAACCUCUUUUUGAAAAGGAUAUGUUAUCUUCCUGGAGAAAGUCAGCUCAUCAAGGCACAUUGGCCCCAAAGUAUCUUGAAGCAAUGGCUGUGAUCGAACACACACAGGAGAAGUUAAUAGAGGUUCAAGACCGAGCCAGACGAGCAGAGCAGAAGUUUGAUGAGGUAAAGGAGAAAUUUCAUUUAACCCUCAUGAGAAAUAAAGAACUGGAGAAGGAACUGGAGGAAAUAUUGAUGAAGUCUAAAGAGAAGGAGACUGAAGGAGGAGAAGAAGAAAAUGAAGGAGAAAGAGAAGGGGAAGAGGACGACGAAGAAGAAACCGGGCCAGCAGGAAGUUCCUCAAAACCUCUGAAGAAAGGGGCGCAGCGCAAGGAGGGUUCUCUCACCAGCAAAUCCAAACCCCGGACUAAAUCCAAUAGUAAGACCAAGCCCAAGUAG